Hemiscyllium ocellatum (epaulette shark) is the source of this 1310-nucleotide messenger RNA. RefSeq names its product enkurin domain containing 1 (gene enkd1). The record is from RefSeq and is a predicted model, not a curated record. Lineage: Eukaryota; Metazoa; Chordata; Chondrichthyes; Orectolobiformes; Hemiscylliidae. The transcript is spliced from 9 exons. Bases 61 to 1161 code for a protein of 366 amino acids. Gene Ontology annotation, cellular component: cytoplasmic microtubule.
GACGCUGAGUGGCGUGCCCGAUGCCGUGGACCGUUGGAAAGCUGGAAGAAGGAAGCAAAGAUGUCUGAGGGUCCGUCCAAGAUAUCUGGUCCCAUUCCACCAGACCCAACACUCUUCCCAGAUUUCUACAAGCGUCCAAUGUCAGCUCGGGGUCGGCUAGAAGGGAAUAGCUUAAAACUAGACUUCCUUUUGGGACCAUUAGCCCCUGAUCCCACCUUGUACCCCUCAUGCUACAGUGCCCGCCCAUCGCAGCCAGGUCCACGUGUGCGUUCGAAUGCCAGAGAGAUCCUGGAGAGAGGGCAAAAGGGCUCUGUCGGCAUGCUGUUGCAGCUGGAAGGAGCAUCGUUAUAUCGACCAUUGUCACCAAAAAAGAAAGAAUUGAAAGAUCAUGAAAAGGAGAAUGUGAGGCGCAUACGGGAAAUUCAGAAGAAAUGCAGGGAGAAGGACCAAGAGCGAGAACUGAGUGGCCCCAAACCUGUUAAAGCGCUGUGGAAGUCCCAGAAAUAUGAAUCCAUUCCCUCAAAAGUGAUGGCACAGUUACAGGAGAGUUCACCCCCUCAACAUUCUGAAAGUCAGCAUUAUCUUAAAGCACACUCAAGAUGUGGGACAGGCAUUUGCCCAAAGCGAUCCUCGUUACCUAUUCCACCAAAAUCAGAGAGUUGUGCUGAAAUCGCAGAAAGCGAUAACAGAGAGAUUCAUGUCAAAGGUGUUAAUAUUGAUUUUGUAAAGCAUAAUGCUCAGAAUGCAAGGAGAAUGCCAGUGCGACGCUCCAAAUCUCUGCAGUCACUUACAGAAGUGCUUGACAGGAAAGAGAAGGAACAGCAGGAAUAUAUAAGCAAGAACAAAGGCCAGCUUCCUCAGUAUUUGAUUGAUCGGAGAAAUCAAUGGCGUAAAGAGGCAGAGGAACGACAGAAGAAUAUCCCUGAUCCGAGCAUGCCUCCUGGACAUACUAGGAUGCCAGAAAAUGAACGUUUGGAAACACUUCAUUCCCUGCAACAAACCCAACAACAGCUGACCAAGCAACUGCUGAUGUUCCCUGUAAGAGUGGAUACCAUUGGCAUGCGGAAUCGACGUACCGACCUUGAAAAGAAGUUGGCUGAAAUUGAAGAAGCCAUUAAAAUAUUUUCACGGCCAAAAGUUUUCAUCAAAACCAAUGACUGAGCAACUCAGAGAGACUUCCAGCUGAAAGCUACUUGAUGUCAAUAUGAGCUGAUCCUGUUGGGAACAAGAUGUUCAUGAAUUGUGGAUCUGUUCCUAACUUCUUCAGGCAUGUAAAUAAGUAAACUGUCAGAUUUUUAUCAAUAUAAUUA